Camellia sinensis is the source of this 1551-nucleotide messenger RNA. RefSeq lists its product as uncharacterized. The record is from RefSeq and is a predicted model, not a curated record. Lineage: Eukaryota; Viridiplantae; Streptophyta; Magnoliopsida; Ericales; Theaceae.
UCUGAGUCGCUCUCUCCACUUGUCCUUGUGAUAUACAUACAACACUUACAAACUAGAAAAAUGUUUAUAUGGCAGGAGGGACCAAGAAGGUAUCAGCUGCAUCAGCGAGGUCUCACACCAGAAAAUCCAAGCAAACAACUUCACUCAACCUCUCUCCAAUAAUGAUUGUACAGGUAGGAGUGGCACUGUUGGCGGGUCUUCUUGGUUGGGCGUAUGUAGCAAUAAAACCUCCCCCUCCUAAAGUUUGUGGGACACCAGGUGGUCCUCCUGUUACGUCACCCAGAGUACAACUCAGCGAUGGGAGGCAUUUGGCCUACAAAGAGAAAGGUGUUCCCAAGGAAGAGGCUAAGUACAAGAUCAUUGUCAUUCAUGGCUUCGAUAGCUCCAAAGACUUGGAUUUAGCUGUUUCUCAAGAAUUUAUAGAGGAACUAGGAAUAUAUUUCCUGUUAUUCGACCGAGCAGGUUAUGGGGAGAGUGACCCUCAUCCAAAACGGUCAGUCAAGGGUGAAGCACUUGAUAUUCAAGAACUAGCUGACAAGUUAGAUAUUGGGUCUAAGUUCUAUUUGAUUGGAUUCUCCAUGGGAGCAUACCCAGUUUGGAGCUGCCUAAAAUACAUCCCACACAGGUUGUCAGGAGCUUCCUUAGUCGUUCCAUUUGUCCACUACUGGUGGCCUCGUUUUCCUAACAGAGUUGCUGAUAUAUCAAAAAAAGGCAUCAAGACGCUGCCUGCGCGAGACCGGUGGACAUUUCGAGUCGCACAUUAUGCCCCUUGGCUGUUUAAUUGGUGGAUGACUCAAAAAUGGUUCCCUAAUUUAAGUAUUAUGACAGGGAACAUGGCUGUUUUCUGCGAUCCAGAUUUAGAGAUGUUGAAAAUUUUGUCAAGUACCCCCACUGUUGGUCAGGAAAAGAUACAACAACAAGGUAUUUAUGAAUCUCUGUAUCGAGACAUUUUGGUUGGUUAUAGUAAAUGGGAUUUUGGUCCCUUGGAUAUAGCCAAUCCUUUCCCUAAUAAUGAGGGCUCAAUUCACAUUUGGCAAGGCCGUGAGGACAGGAUAAUUCCAUCCCUUAUGAAUCGCUAUAUUGCAGAAAAGCUUCCCUGGAUUCGCUAUCACGAGGUUCCUGAUGCUGGGCAUUUGAUGAUGUUCAAUAGCACUGUAUGUGAACCCAUCUUGAGAGAACUUUUUCUUGGAUGAGUUCUAGCAACUGUUUUAAGGCAUUGCUAUGUAGUGGUUUAUAGAUUAAUAUGUUGUUUAAUAUCUCAUACAAGCUUAUUGGAGUUGUCAGAGUGUUCUGUGCAAUUUCAGCUUGUAGUUUAUGAGGAGGCAUAAAUAGUUUAAUUAAGUUGAAAAAAAAAUUAAUUAUCUAGAAGCCUAGUAAUGAGACAUGUUUAGUUUAUCAAAUUUCGGCUUGAGCACGGUUGUCCCAAAUCGGCCCAAUAGUUGUUUUAUUGUCAACUGUUUUGUUGAUUGUAUGAAUUAAUAUGAGACAGUUUAUGAGUUUAAUUCUCAUGUGCAUAACAUAAUGAAAUUUCUGUGUUUGAUGUUGAGACUA